AUGUCUGAUUUAUCCAACCAACAAGAUCCUCCACCAGCAACAGACUCCAGGAACGUUAGUCCACUCUUGAUGGUGCUCCGACAAGAGCUUGGUCUCAACUGGGGGCUAUACAAAGAGUUCCUGACCAGUAUCAAAGCCGCCAUCCUAGUCGGCGACAAUGCCGCCCCACUGAUCCAUCAGAUGGAGCCUUUGGUACAGAAUCGAGCUUGUCAAGUUGCUCACCAGGGUGUGCUAUUCCUACUGAGAGAGUUGGAGAUGAAAUGUCGCGCCAAACGUAAGACGACUGCAGUCUUCCAUCCACCUCCACUUGACGCAAACCGGCCAUAUAUGCCACCUCCAGCCGCAAACAUGCUGCUACAUGCAUAUCCGCCAUCAAGAACUUCCGUGAGCAGAGUUGUACGCAGUCGUUCCAGCCAAAAUGCUUCAGUGGCCCAGGCACGUCCAGCUCCCGCUACUGCUCGCAACCGAGCUAGGUCCAACGUCGCGACCGCCAUUCGAAAUCAGCCACAUAGCCAGCAAGCUUCACAGUCAACUCCCAGUCACGGCAUUGUCAUGUUCAUUGACCCCAAUUUCAAACGAGAUGUCCAAUAUUUCUUUAGCCUCCCUGGCCGUCCCCGAAUCGUCGAUACCUCAUACCACGAGUUCGACUCUGUGCCACACUAUGAACCUGGUAUCGAUGAUCUUGCUGUUUGGAAGGAUAAGGUGGAGGCAGAGAGAGAGGGUGAUAUAUAG
Molecule: messenger RNA, 732 nt
Organism: Bipolaris maydis ATCC 48331
Lineage: Eukaryota; Fungi; Ascomycota; Dothideomycetes; Pleosporales; Pleosporaceae
Source: RefSeq, a predicted model, not a curated record